Fonticula alba is the source of this 838-nucleotide messenger RNA. RefSeq lists its product as hypothetical. Lineage: Eukaryota; Rotosphaerida; Fonticulaceae. The record is from RefSeq and is a predicted model, not a curated record. Gene Ontology annotation, biological process: vesicle fusion. The coding region runs from base 102 to 764 and encodes 220 amino acids. Gene Ontology annotation, cellular component: SNARE complex; late endosome membrane; endoplasmic reticulum membrane. The transcript is spliced from 7 exons. Gene Ontology annotation, molecular function: SNAP receptor activity; SNARE binding.
CCGCCCACCCCGCCCAGGCCCUCUUUUCUCCCGGCCUCCGCGCCCCCAUCCCCGUGACGAGAGGUCCCCCGUGUGCUGUGUAGCACCACACCACUGUCACCAUGAGCCAUCUGCGGGACAUCAAGGAUUACGGCGAGCAGAUCGACGAGCUCUUCUAUCGCGUCGAGACCUCCAUUCAACGAGACAUCACCUCGCUGCAGGGGCGCGCUCGUGUCGAGAAAAUCGACUACCUGCUCGGGCGCAUGAGGCGAGCUCAGCACCUGCUGGAGUCCUAUCAGAUCGAGCUUUCCCUGCUGAGCCCUCUCGAGGCCCAUCCCUUCAAUGUGGCCUACCGCGGCUACGAGGAGAAGCACACCUCGCUAGAUAGCCGACUGAAUGAGCUUCGGCAGAUUUUCCAAUCCGAGGAGCAGGUCGACGCCAGUGGCGCGCCGGUUGGCAUGACCAAUCGCCAGAUCAUCCAGGCCGCCGAAACCAUCCAGCUCGAGUCCAAGGCGUCCACCGGCCGGAGUCUGGCCAUCAUCGACGAAACGAUCAAGGUUGCCUCGGACACCACGAAGACCCUGCACGAGCAGACGGACCAGAUUGAGCGGAUCCACCAGGGCAUCGAGCAGGUCGACUCCAAUGCCCGCACCGCCGAGAAGCAGCUCCGCAUCUUGAUCCGCCGCCUGGCCACGGACCGCCUGGUGCUGGUUCUGAUUGUGCUAGUUGUGCUGGCCAUCAUCGCGGCCAUUGUUGUUGGCGUCGUCAAGAAGAAGGGGAAAUAGUCUGUCCCUGGCCUCGCCACCCCCCUCCCUCCUUUGGUCCCUGUCCUUGUGAAAAUAAAUGUUCCUCCCUAGCC